Molecule: messenger RNA, 2232 nt
Organism: Synchiropus splendidus (mandarinfish)
Lineage: Eukaryota; Metazoa; Chordata; Actinopteri; Syngnathiformes; Callionymidae
Product: interleukin-17 receptor C-like
Exons: 13
Coding region: 256-2112 (618 amino acids)
Molecular function (GO): interleukin-17 receptor activity
Source: RefSeq, a predicted model, not a curated record
GUGCCGUGCAUGAUUUGUGAAGUGGAAAGCUUCAGCUCAUAGAAGGAAGGGUGGAAGCCAACAUUCAUGAUUGGCAUUUCUUCCCUCACACCCUGUGAGUCAGAAGGGAUCCACGUGCUCCAACCGGCCGACUGCCUUCCCAGGAAGUGGAGUCAUUCAUCAUCGAGAUGGCGAAGACAGCGGCAGACCUUGUCACGACCCACUGGAAGCACUAUGGAGUAGAUUAGAAGGUGGAUCCGUGGAGCCGGCAGUGAAAUGUUCUCAUUUUACAGAGCUCUAUUAUGUGUUUUAUGGUUUCCUCACGCGUCACUAUUAAAUCUGGACCUCCCUGGGAGAGACCGGACCAGCGUCUCCUGCUCUCAGGGUCUCUCCCAGUGCACUGUGGAUGACGCAAACACUGUCUUAGCACCAGAAAAUGGACGAGUCCAGGUCAGGAAACUGGCGCCGCAGCUGAAGCUCCGCUGCCGGGGCAGCUCACCGUGCUGCCUGUGUCUGCUGAUAGACACGGAGCUGUACAUUUCUCCGGAUACACUGCAGGAUGAUGACUCGACAGGAUCUGUGACAUUGUGUUACCAAACACCAUCAGCUCUGCCAACAUGCAAGAAAGUGGCGUUCACAAUAAACAAUGGCAGCCUUCAGCAAAACCUGGGAAAGGUGUCCUUGGUGUCAAAUAAACCAGUGGGCGUUUCAUUUGGCUCUGAAGUUCAGAUUUAUUCCUUAAACCCUCCAGCCUUUCCACUUCAAAAGAUCUCAGCUCCUUUGCUGAAAGAAGAGUGUGCCAGACCUCCCUUGAGAAACAUUGAAGAGUGCAGAGCGCCUGAAGUCCUCACUCAAAUCCACCAGGACCAGGUCCAGCUGCGACUAGAUGGGGAGGCGUUCGGCACCACAUCUGUCUGCGUCCAGUAUGAGCUGAGGGGGAUGUGUCAGGCUUGGCCUCACACCACCAUCCCUCUGCCGUCAGUGGUGCCGUGCCUCUGCAUCCAGGUAAUGUCACCGCUCAUGUUAAACAAAACGGAAGACGUACAAACAAAGAAAGUCCAUGGACUGUGUUUGCAGGCUUGGCACCACAGCAGCGCUGUGCGCUCUCUCAGCUGCCCCUUUCGGGAAACAGCUUUCCUGUACAACAACCUGUGGCAGAACGUGACGGCGUCCGCCUGGCCAGCUCACAUGACCCACGGUGGCACAGUGAUGCUGUGGAACCUGUCAGCACCCUGCACGCUGGAAGGUCACGUGUGGCCGUGCGAGCGUACGACAAGCCACUGCAGGGAGAUCCAGGGCUUCCGGCAACAGCUGGAGAACCACACAUGGACGCAGCACAAAUCUGGACGCUGGGUGAAUGAAGGAGCUUUUGAAGACAUCAACCUCGGGCUCUUACCGUGUGUGAUGGUGACACUGGAGGGAAAAGGCCACCAGCUGGGACCCUUCUGUUUCAAACACACUGAGAGGUGGCACUGGAGUCUUCUGCCUGUUGGUCUGAUCCUGCUAGUUGUCCUAGUUGGGAUUCACAUAUGUCUGUUUCACGGCCGCAUCAAGGGAUACAUAUGGGGCUGCCGUCGUGAUGGAUUUGCAAAGAUGAGAAGGAGGGGACACAUUGUGGUUAUCAGCCCUCCAGACGUGGACGCGGCUCUCUCAGAGUCAGUGUGUGGCCUCGGCUCCUCGCUCAUGACCCUGGGGUUCAGUGUUUCGGUGGACCAGUGGUGCAGGAAGGAGCAGUGUCGCCUGGGGCCCCUGCCUUGGCUGCACUCACAGCUGCUGGACAUCACCUUGCAGGGCGGCUGGCUCAUCCUGGUCUGGACCCCCACAGCCUUGGAGAAAACGGAGCAAUGGACUUGUCAACUCAAUAGGACGGUUGCAGCUAAACCAACCGACGCUCUGCAGACGUGGGGUCCUCGCGCUGACAUUUUCACUGCAACGCUGAGUCUCCUGCAGGCAGACAAGCAGCUGGGCAGGAGCAGACAACACUUUCUCCUGGUCAGCUUCGACUCAGCGCAGCCAGCUGAGCGGCAGCCACAGCUUCUGGACAGGAUUCCCUUGUUCCAGCUGCCUUCCCAAAUGCCAUGUCUCCUGGCUCAGCUCACUGGGAAUCUGAGAAGACGCUGUGUCAAAUGCUAAAGCAGCGUGUCAGACGAUCAUAUUACACUUCUAAUUCAAGUCGCAUUGUUCACAGACACAUGUGCAUGGUAGCAGUGUCCUAUAGUGGUGUCCUCCAGUCAAUAAAAGUAAUGUUUUUAA